GUUUAGGCUGCCAGCGUCUCUUAUGAAGGACCUCUUCGUUAACUACUAACAGUUAAUCCAUUGCACUGCAACACAGACGAACCACAACCACCUCAUAAUCAUAGUAUUGGCGAAGGUCGGUAUUCACAUUUCCUAGGCUGAAUCUCAGUAGCACCAAUUUAAGGAAUUGCUGGAUCUGACUGCUUUCGGUUGACGGCUCGACGAAAGUACGUAGGUAUUCAACCACCAGCUGCACGGGUUUGAAACACCUCACUAUGCCAAUCAAGUGCAUCUGCGCAAGGUUCCUAGUCUCACGCGACCCCCAUCCGCCAGCCAAGUUGGAGCGUCGGGCCAGACCCGAGCCCAAGGGACGGCGACAGCGACCACCGACCCUGGCGCGCGACUCCACCGAGGAGCUGCGGCACAAGGCGCGCAAUACGACUCGCGCCCACCUGCGGGAACUCCAUCGCAGGGUCCAAGCUUCACCUUCAGCUGCUUUCUCCGACUCUGAUGCCAGAGAACUUGGGAUCGAGUGCGUCGAGCUCCCUCUCCAGCCUGAUGGACUCUUGCCAAACACAGGAGAAGCCGUGUACUUCCAGCCUUGGCCUAUGAGGCGCCUCGAGGCUCACCCUGUUGACAUGACUGACCCAACCACUCGUGACUCCGCGAGAGUCAAAGAGAAGCUUUGGGCGCGCCUCGAUCGUAAGAGGGCUGAUCAGGAUGGAUUUCUAAGCGCCGUCUUUGCAGAUGAAUUCCUCGAAUACCUGCGGGUGGGUCCGCUGGGGCGUGAUACUUUGGAGCAAUUCUCUCUCUGGACUGAAGGGAACCUGGAAAAUGGCAUCAUCAGAUCGCGAUACAUGAAUUUUAGCUCCUCAGCAGAUCCCGACGCUGGGCCAGUAGCUGCUUCAACAGCAGAUUUCAAGUUCGAGGAGGUGUGGUGUGCCGGUAGGGAACAUCCUCAUAUCAGCCUCAUUGUGACACAUAAGGUAGCUCCGGCUGAGAAGCUACUUCGAACCGAAGUCCUUGCCCUGGUUGGCAUAAUGAGGACGCGGCUGAGUCGAGCUGCCUUGAAGGAGCAUACAAUUAUCCCGAUCAACAUGAUAUCCUGCAUGAGACAGCGUAAGGCAAGGAUUCUGCAGGCACACUUCGACGGCGAAGACCUGGUGAUCCGUAAGAGCGGCCUCUACAACUUCGCCACGCGAGAACUCCGUGAGAAGAAUAUUCCAUUAUUCUUGCUCUACAUGGCAAGCCGGCCUACUGGAAAUACUAAGGCUUAUAAGAGACGAAUUCGGGAAGUAUAGUUACGAGUAUGUGAGAAUAG
Messenger RNA from Aspergillus saccharolyticus JOP 1030-1, 1300 nucleotides. RefSeq lists its product as uncharacterized. The coding region runs from base 255 to 1280 and encodes 341 amino acids. The transcript has 3 exons. Lineage: Eukaryota; Fungi; Ascomycota; Eurotiomycetes; Eurotiales; Aspergillaceae. The record is from RefSeq and is a predicted model, not a curated record.